This is a messenger RNA of Frieseomelitta varia, 6361 nucleotides long. It is a transcript of the gene GABA-B-R2, whose product is annotated as gamma-aminobutyric acid type B receptor subunit 2. Gene Ontology annotation, biological process: G protein-coupled receptor signaling pathway; gamma-aminobutyric acid signaling pathway. Gene Ontology annotation, molecular function: G protein-coupled GABA receptor activity. The record is from RefSeq and is a predicted model, not a curated record. The transcript is spliced from 19 exons. Lineage: Eukaryota; Metazoa; Arthropoda; Insecta; Hymenoptera; Apidae. Gene Ontology annotation, cellular component: G protein-coupled receptor heterodimeric complex; membrane. Bases 2228 to 6259 code for a protein of 1343 amino acids.
AAGUUAAAUUCAAGGGAAAUUGGCGAGAGUCGCGGGUCCUCUCGUAGGAGCAAGUUGCUCGAAAACUUGCAACGGGGGAGAAUAUCGAAGGGCCAUCGCUAGUCGGUUUGGUGGGAGAAGUAGAGCACAUCGGUACACCAGGGUGAGAGACAGCGAGUUCAGGAGAACGCGCAGCCGCAAAAGAGCAGGGUGGGAAGGCUGAUAGUUCGGAGGUCUUUCAGGGGUGGUCUGUCAGUUUACCGGAUGACCGCGUGAGCGCGCUGCCGCGCAAGACCAACCCUCUAUUCGCGCUACAUCCGGCGAACGUGACUGAUCGUGUUCGAUUCGCUACCGUUGCAAAACAUUCGCGUUUUCUUCGCCCGGGCCGAUCGUACGUGAUCGCACGCCGUACGUACGUUCCUCACUCCGUCGCACGUUUCCCCAUCCAUCGUCCCGGUUCGUCUUUUCCCUGUCGUUCGUUCACAUGCUUAUUCAUCAACGUGGUACUUUCGACGGGCUUGGAAAGUCACCACCUAUCGACCGCCGUCACUGACCGGUCCGUCUUUCGCUCUUUCCCUCAUUCUCUCAACACCACAUCGCAUCGACGUACGUGUUCUCACUCCGCUACACUUUGGAUCCUGUUCGUUCUCGAUCCGAUCGAGCCGUUCUCAUCUUGCGCGACUCUGUGACUCUGCGCAGUUUUCGUGACCGUAAACCCAUUCGGAGAGCAAGAAGAGUAUCACGCUGCAUCGCCUCUACCGAGUAGAAUAAAUUCGUUGAUAAAAAAAAAAAAAGAAAAAGGAAGAGAAAAAGUAAAGAAAAACGAGAAAAAGAGAGAGAAAGGAAACUCGGGAAGAAGGCCAAAGAAGAAAGAGAGAAAGAGUGACAGAGUGAAAGAGAGAAGGAUAGAAGAAGAGAAAGAGAAAGGGAGGAAGAGGAGGAGGAGGAGGAGGAGGAGAGAGGGAGGGGGAGAGAGAAGGGGAGAUUCCUCGCGCAGAAUAGUGUGUAGUGUAUUCUUGGUGGAUGGUAUCGCAAGGAUCGGUAGCUGGUUCGUGAUGGGGGUGGCAACCAGUUUAUCAGACGUAGUCACUACAAGAAGUCCGCCAGGAAGAUAAUGCAGAUAAAUGCCUCCGGAGGGAAGAGCGGACAAGUAACAGAGGAUUACAUGUUGUCAGAUUCUCUAAUCGGGCCUAGUGGCUGGUUCAGUGAUGGAGAUCGGCGACGCGCGACCGUGAACAACUGUGAAGAUUUGAAACCACGUUUCUCAAAGUUAUAAUCAUCGCCCAAAACUGUCCGCUGCUGCGCACGAGAAGAAAGUCCAAAAAGUCCCUAUUUUUAUCGCUUUUCCUUCGGAAGCUCGCCCCUUUGCCAAUUCGAAAUCGUAGACUAUCGCCAAGAAAAGAAAUCAGAUCCGAUCGAAGCGAGAUCCUGCAGUCACGGGACUUUGCCUCGGUGAAAGCAUCUCGGCGAGCGAGAAGAUGGAAGCCAAGCCGCAAGCGUGGAAGCAACGACGAAGGCAGCAGCAGUGUCAGCGACAGCAGCAGCUAAGGCGGCACCAAUGGCAUCGUCAACAGCAGCUAACCAGAAAACGGAAAUAUGUGGAACGCUUGAACAUUAGGAGAACAUCCCUCGGUGAAUGGUGAACCGGGGGACGGUGUGACGCUCUGUUCGGUGGUAAACGAGAGAAAAGAACACCGUGAGAACACCGCGCGAGAUGAAACACAAAUAUCGUCGAUCGCGGGAAUGAAAUCGCGCGUUUGCACGAUCCCGUUGGCCGCGCGAGCACCCUCGAUACCCGAGACUCCAACGGUGGACCUAACGUUAUCGAAGAACGGCGACGACUCUUUCCAAAGAGAAUAAAAAGAAGAGAGAGAGAGAGAGAGAGAGAAAGAUAAGGGGGUAAAAAUGAAAGCAUGGCCGUUCGACACAGUCAAUUAAGUCGCCUCGAUUGCAAUUAAAUUUAAGCAGCGGCAAAAAGCGAUCUGCUUUCAAUGCACACGCGCACAAUGAGAUAGUACGAACCGGUGGCGCAAGGAUUACCGCCAACGAGAGUAAUCGGUAGCCGGGUAAUAAAGCCAAUUAAAAAGUGUCAAUCAGUAAUCGAUAGAUCUCGUCGUGUCUCGCCUUUCUAACAAACACACACACACACACACACACACAAACACACACACAAUCUCGGGAGGGGAGAGAUAUAUUCGCGCGACGGCCGAAGAAGAAAAAGAAGAAGAAGAAGAAGUAGUCGCGGGAUAUGGCUGAAACGGUCGUACCAAGCCGACGUUGGCGGCCCGGUCUCUUGACGGCCGCUUACAUUUGCGCGUUCGUUCUGUGGAUCGACGGGACGAUCGGCUGCGCCGGCCAGAGGCCGAUCAAUAUAGGCAGCACGAAGAAACGGGACGUUUACAUCGCCGGAUUCUUUCCGUACGGCAGCCACGUGCCCGAGAGCCACAUCGGACGUGGCGUCAUGCCUUCGGUCAAGCUCGCCGUUGACCACAUCAACGAGGAUCGCAGCGUCCUCAGGAACUAUCGGCUGCACAUGUGGUGGAACGACACGGAGUGCAACGCCGCCGUUGGCGUGAAGGCGUUCUUCGACAUGAUGCACAGCGGGCCGCACAAGGUGAUGCUAUUCGGAGCAGCUUGCACACACGUCACAGAUCCCAUCGCCAAAGCAUCGAAACACUGGCGUCUCACGCAGCUUAGCUACGCAGACACGCACCCGAUGUUCACCAGCGACAGCUUUCCAAAUUUCUUUAGGGUGGUGCCUUCGGAGAACGCGUUCAACGCGCCGCGCGUGGCGCUUCUGAUGCACUUCAAUUGGACCCGGGUCGGUACCAUUUAUCAGAACGAGCCGAGAUACGCUCUGGCACACAAUCGGUUGGUCGCCGAUCUGGACGACUACAGGAUGGAAGUGGUGGAGACGCAAAGCUUCGCCACGGAAGUGACGUCGGCCCUCGAGAAGCUGAAGGAGAAAGACGUUCGAAUAAUCUUGGGGAAUUUCAACGAAGCGUGGGCUAGGCGAAUAUUCUGCGAAGCGCAUAAAUUCGGUAUGUUCGGAAGGAAAUAUCAAUGGGUAAUCAUGGGAACGUACGCGGAGGAAUGGUGGCUGCGUCCCGGGGGCGGAUGCGAGCCGAUUCAGCUGGCGCAAGCUCUGCACGGCGCUAUAUUAACCGACCUGCUGCCGAUCACGACGGAGAAACGGAAGACGAUAGCCGGGAUCACAACCGAGCAGUACCAGGUCGAGUACGACUCGAGACGUGGCAAGGAGUAUUCGAGAUUCCACGGGUACACGUACGACGGUAUAUGGGCGGUCGCUCUGGCUAUACAACGGGUGGCGAGCAAGAUAACGCACCACCGUCGCGAUCAGACGAUAUCGGAUUUUAGGUACAGGGACGAGCUUUGGGAGUGUCUGUUCCUCGAGGCUCUUCGGAACACCAGCUUCGAGGGCGUCACGGGGCCGGUACGUUUCUACGAUAACGAAAGGAAAGCAUACAUUCUGCUGAAACAGUUUCAAAGCGACAGGGAGGUGAAGGUCGGCGAGUUCAAUGGCGUGACCGGGGUGUUAAACCUGACCAAGGGUGAGCCCCUGGUCUGGGGAGGAAGAUCACCGCCGAAAGAUCGAACGCUUCAUAUCAUCGAGCACACGACCGUAAAUAUUACGAUUUACGCGAUACUCACCUCCGCGGCUAGCGUGGGUAUCACAAUGGCGGCCAUUUUUCUCGCCAUCAAUAUCAAAUACAGAAAUCAAAGAUACAUAAAAAUGUCAUCGCCGCAUUUAAACAACCUCAUAAUCGUCGGAUGCAUGCUGACCUACAGCAGUGUAAUUUUCCUUGGGUUAGAUUCGCAGCUGUCCAGCGUAACGGCAUUUCCCUACAUAUGCACCGCCAGAGCAUGGCUAUUGAUGGCUGGCUUCUCCUUGGCCUUUGGUUCCAUGUUCUCGAAAACAUGGCGCGUACACUCGAUUUUCACCGACGUUAAAUUGAACAAGAAGGUGAUUAAGGAUUACCAGCUGUUCAUGGUGGUCGGUGUGUUAUUGGUUAUCGAUUUGGGGAUUAUGACGACCUGGCAGGUUGCGGAUCCAUUUUACCGGGAGACGAAACAAAUGGAACCCUAUCCCCAUCCUUCCAGCGACGAUAUCAUCAUAAUACCGGAGAACGAGUACUGUCAAAGUAAUCGAAUGACCAUUUACUUAGGGUGUAUAUACGCGUACAAGGGUCUCUUGAUGAUAUUCGGUGCUUUUUUGGCAUGGGAGACCAGGCACGUUAGUAUCCCAGCGUUAAACGACAGUAAAUACGUGGGAAUGAGCGUGUACAACGUGGUGAUCAUGUGCGUUACCGGAGCGGCCAUAAGCUUCGUGCUAGCUGACAAACAGGAUGCCAUGUUCAUUAUGCUGGCGAUAUUCAUAAUAUUCUGCAGCACCGCCACUCUGUGCUUGGUUUUCGUGCCGAAGCUGAUAGAAUUGCGAAGGAAUCCCCAGGGCGCGAUAGAUAAGCGAAUCAGAGCCACGCUCAGGCCAAUGUCGAAGACGCGAAGGGACUCGAGCAUCAGCGAGUUAGAGGAACGCCUGAAAGAGGCAACGCUCGCGAAUCAAAAGUUCCGCAAGCAGCUAUUGGAGAAGGAUUCGGAGCUUCAGAUGUUUCUGAGAAGGCUGGACGAUCAGACUGCGCCGAACACGCAAGAGGAGAUGGACAGGCUGACCGUUCCGCGCCAAGAGGGAACAAUGAUGAAGAAAGAAGGUCUGUCUGUUACGACAGAGACAACGGACAUCUCGAUGUCGAUGUGCAGCCUGAACUCCACGACCACGUCUCAACCGGAGGCCGGGGAUUACACGAGUUCAGCCGCGACCGAACAACACACCGCCAAGAAAAAGACGUCGUUUUCCAAGGUGCCAGCGAUCGCGAUCGACAGCGAACGAGUUCCACUCGUCCCCCAGAGGCAAGAGACAGGGAAAGGUGCCUUGGACAGCACAUCCUCGGUUCCACCUUCGGCUUUGAAACACACGGACGACUCUGGCCGUAGGAGAAGUCGUUCGUCCGGACCUGGCAGAGAAACCGAGCCUCUUCUCACCGAGAGAAGUCCGGAUACCGCCGGCAAAACGAACGUGGAAUUCGUGCCGGAGAUUGUCGAGGAAGUGGACGCUGUUAUUCUCGAGGAGACCGAGAUACCCAGGCACGGGAAGUCGAUCAGAUGCAAGGACGAUCGUAGGUCCAGGCUGCCGACACCUCCGCCAGCGAAAAACGUCUCGUUCGGCGAACUUCACGAGCAGAACUACCUCGAACAGGCGAUUCUGCCUCCUCCGUUGCAAUUCGUGCCCAAACAUCGACACUCCGUUUCAGCGACGAACGCGUCCGCGCAUCAUUCGCUGAAGAGGAGAUCAUCCGUGAAGAACAACGGGAUGGCUCAUUCCCAUCACGAGUUGUUUCAAACACGGAGGACCAGCGUGCCGGCCAAUUGCAUCAGCUACAUCUCGACCGAGAACGUAUCGAAAUCCGAGGCGGCGGAGAUCUCGUUGAACUCUGGCCUUGAUAAAUCUUACGUGAUCGGCGAGUGUGGCCAUCGUCGUGCGUUACUCUCCGGUACUGGUUAUCGCUGCGAGAAACACGGCGGACGGGGACAUUCGCGGGCGAUGUUGAACGGCUCGGCGGAAACGCCGCCGCCGCCACGGAGGCACAGGAAACAGUACGAUUCCCAAAACGCGAGUUCGCCGAGCGUGCCCGCUAUAGUCAACGCGAGUUACUCUGAUACCGAGAAAUACGAGGAAUCGAUGUCGACGAUCAUCCAGCGAUCAGUGUCGGAGAGAUCGCGAGAGAAGUGUCCGCGGUUACGGAGCGAGGGCCACGCGAUGAUCGAGUGUCCGCAUCGCACCCGCCGGAUACGGGAGUGCAGACACACGGAGUCGAAGCUGCGGCAGCAGGCACGGCUGGAAUACGUGCAGAGCACGCCGAACGUCGCCACCAUUCACAACAACAAAUUCGCGAGCGCGAAUCCGCGAGGUGGUGGCGGUGCCGGCGGCGCUGGCGGCGGCGCGACCGGAAGUGCGAACGGGCCAGGGACAGCCAGUUCCGUGACCGGUAGCAGUUCGGACGUUGUCGGUGGUUCGGCCGCGAACGUUUCGAAGAUGUACAGCGCCGUGUCGGACGGCGAGCUGCUGGAUCUGGCGAUCCUGCCGAUCUUUCAGAAGCUGCUCACCGAGAGGCACAAGAGUUCCUCGAGGGCCGGCUACGGGGCGAGUGUGGCCAGCUGUCCGAAUAUAUCUAUCAAAUGCGACAUCGUUGAAUACCUUUAACGAUCUUCCAACGAGUUCUAGUUUCGAAUUUCGCCUGAAAUCGAUCGAUCUCUUUCUCUGUCACUUUUCUCCCUUCUCUCUCUCUCUCUCUCUCUCUCUCUC